Messenger RNA from Psilocybe cubensis, 1134 nucleotides. RefSeq lists its product as uncharacterized. Bases 1 to 1134 code for a protein of 377 amino acids. NCBI's taxonomy places the organism in Eukaryota, Fungi, Basidiomycota, Agaricomycetes, Agaricales, Agrocybaceae. The transcript has a single exon. The record is from RefSeq and is a predicted model, not a curated record.
AUGCCACCUAUCGACCACUUCUCUGGACAAUUGUCCUACGUGCGGGAUGAUGAGAGCGAUGACAAUUCUGAAAGGAACAGAAAUCGCAAAAAGGGCAGCGAUGACGAUGACCACAAAGGGGACAGCAAUGAUAAUAAUCGUAGCAGCAGCAGUGAUGAUGAAGAAAACGACAACAACAACAACGGCGGAUUUGGGGGCGGUGGAUUUGGAUUUGGCUUUGGUGGAGGCGGAGGUGGAGGUGGAGGCGGGAAUGGGAGUAACGGUGGUAGCGGCAAUCGCGUCUCAUCGAGUUCUGCCACGACUUCAACUAAAGACCAUUCGUCAACUGCCGAUAACACACCUACAGACACGAUCAGUGUCUCUUCCACCACCGCGACCGUGGUUAUAACUAGGGAUUCAUUUACCACUCCGUUUCUUCCGACCUCUACGACCUCAAGUCUAGCUGCAGUCCCCACCUCCCCUCCCGACAAUGCUAUAGCGACACCUUCGUCGAACUUAACUCAAGGUGCUAACCAUGGCCUUUCACUGGGCUCCAUCGUUGCUAUUAUCCUGGGAAUUCUUUUCUGCAUCACAAUUUCUGGAGUUAUCUUCGUCAUUACAAGACCAAAAUUUGGAAGUCUUGCCAGAUUAUGGAAGAAUUCCAACGGCCCACGAAAUAUUUUCUCAUCUAACCAGGGAUCCUUCGAGCCGAAACAACAGCGAAGCAGCAGUAACUUAUACAGGCGCUAUAACCCGUCACCACGGCCCUUUAGUCGAACCUUCUUUGAUUUACAGGCUUUUAGAUUUGGUUCUCCUGGAAAUCCCAUAGACCAAAAUGCUGUGAUGCAAAAUUCAUCCAGAAAUCCUGUCACUAUCAACGUCGAGCCUCCUGCAGAACGGUAUAACGACUUACAAAUUCAUCAAAUAUACAGCACUCAUAUGGCGCCGCCUUCAGCUAUGAUGAAGCCCAACGUCGCUAGAUCCAUUUCGUCGAAAUCCAGCAAGCAGCAAACAUUCUCAUCGCUCAGCAGCCGUAUGAUAUCGAUGGUCGAUACGUUUUCUGAUUCUGGUGUUGGUAGUGGUCGAGGUUCUUUUCAGACAUACGAUUGGAAACCGCCGCGGCACGAUCCUGCGUCUGAACUUGGAAGGGCUUAG